Colletotrichum chrysophilum is the source of this 1656-nucleotide messenger RNA. RefSeq lists its product as uncharacterized. The record is from RefSeq and is a predicted model, not a curated record. The transcript has 3 exons. NCBI's taxonomy places the organism in Eukaryota, Fungi, Ascomycota, Sordariomycetes, Glomerellales, Glomerellaceae. The coding region runs from base 1 to 1656 and encodes 551 amino acids.
AUGGCUGCCCACUGCCAGAUCGACGGCCCUUUGGCCGGUCCUAUCCGAGACAAUCGCCGUUCUGAGCUCGCCCGAAACCACCCGGCCUGGAUCCCUGCCCGUCAGGUUCAGGCGGGUAUCAUGACCACGCAGCAGGCCAUUCGUCGCACUCCAGGAAUCCCCAGCAAAAUCGCCAACGAUCUUUGUGAUGGCCUCCAGAAGUAUGCACAAGAUGUCAACAACAUGCUUCGCCAGGCGAUCAACGAGGUCGCUGACUAUCGUCUCGAUAUUGAGUACAACGAGAAGGUCCUUUGCUCCACGAAGCUGGAGGCAAGUAUCAUGCUUGAGGAGCGCGACAACCUCAAGCGUGAAUAUGCCGAGCUCCAGAGCAAGCAUGAUGAGGUCGAGAAUCGGCUCGCUUGCUAUCACGUGGAGACUGAGAAGUACAAGAACAAGUUGCGCGAGUAUCAAGCCAGACUUGAUCAUGAGAACAACGGAGAAGAUACCACUCAGGAAAUCAUGCGGGAUUUGGUGGAGACUGUCAAGGAGUUCUUAUCUCGUCCUACUUCCCAGUGGCUGGGUACGCGAAACGAGGAAGGCUCACCUGGCAAGGUUAUCACCGCCCUGAGCGCUUCCAGUAUCGCUGCCCUGGAGCAGCAAGGGAAUGAGACUCCUCGCUCUCAGAAUGUGCAGAAGCAGCUGGUUCCCACACGCGCUACCAUCAAGUCAGAGCACAGUGAGAUAAUGCCUUCUAUGGACAAUGCGCUGCAGCCAUUCAACUACCAGCAGCAGAAUGCAGAGACGUCCCAAAUCUCCGGAAUGCCCAACGCAUCUUCUCGCAACGGGCCGCCCACUUCUUAUCCCGGCAUGUUCAGUAAUUCUCGUCGCCCUGCCGACAACAGAACCACUUCUUCCGCCGGUUGGACUCGUGCUUCAAGUGGCGCUUCUAUGCAGCAACCGAUGCUGCCAGCUCGCUCCUACUCGCGAUCUGGAGAUGCUCGCAGCUCUUUCAAUGGUGAUUACAAACAGCCAAACGAGUUUGACCUUUCUUGUGGUUAUGGUGCUCAGUUUACCAUGCAAGCUCGCCCUGGUACUGCCAUUGGUCACCGAGGAUUCAACCAGCAGCAGUCUUCUUUCCGUCCCAAUGCUCCAGAGUUUCAUCCCGGACAUAGCAGCAGCAAUGGCGGUUUUGACAAUGCCGAAAGCUCCUACAGCUACAGCUAUGGACCUGGAUCAAAUGCUGGCUCUCGUCGUGGCCUCAACACCAGUACUGGCCCCUUUGAGAGCCCAACGCCUCGCUCCGUUAGCCGUACUGGAUUUGGCAACUUCGAGGGCCCUUCAUCUGGCUUCACGGGGGCUUCUCCUUUGAUCCCGAGAACCCCUGGUUUCGGUUCCUCUCAGCAGUACAAUAGUGCUCCCACCCACCGUGGUUCCCAAUCUCAGCGGAAUAACCCCUCCAGAUCUUCGGGUCAGAACUACCACGCAGUUGAGUACAAUCACGGAGGCUUCACCCCUGGCCCCUUCAGCCAUGGCAGCAACGGCCCCAGAUCAGUCGGCAAGCCCGCAAGUGUCACCGGGACCUUGGCUUCUGGAGCAGCUUUCGGCCAAGACGACAGCGGCGAUAACGAGCGCUAUGCUCGUGCCUUCGAAGGGGUUUGGGGUCUGGCCCGGAGCUAG